CUGUCAGUUCAAGCAAGACAUUCGGUGUUACAUGCGACUUUUCUCGAAAUUUGUGUGAACAGUCGGUGGAUUUCUAUGAGAAAACAGGGGUUUUGGGUUCGACUGUGACAGGGCUACUUUGUGAAAACGUUUGUUUUUGCGAUUUAUCGUAAACUACAGCGGUGGACGCGCGUGUUUCAGUAGGCAACCACAAGUUUCUGUGACGAGUUAUAAAACGCGAAUCAUCCCGUGUGGUUAAGUGGAAAAUGGCUAAGUGGGGAGAAGGUGACCCUCGGUGGAUCGUGGAGGAGCGGCCUGACGCCACCAACGUAAACAACUGGCACUGGACGGAGAAAAACGCCGGGCCUUGGUCGAAGGAACGUCUAAAAGAACUUCUGAAUAAUUUAAAAAUAGCUCAAAAUGGUGUGGACUGUAAGAUUACUGAGGUGGAAAAGAUCGACGGCGAAGCCUCUGCGAAUAAUAGGAAAGGAAAACUAAUAUUCUUUUACGAAUGGGACAUUAAACUGAAGUGGGAAGGUCAUAUAGCUGGUGGCAAAGAUGCCAUUAAAGGAGAGAUCCAGAUUCCGAAUCUUUCGGAGGAGAAUGAUGUCAGCGAAGUGGACAUGACAGUCACCAUCAAAAGCAGCGGCGAGGAAGCUCAGAGAGUCAAAGCAUUCAUGCACAAUGUUGGUCGUAACGAGAUCCGCAAACAACUCUCAGAGUACAUCCGUAGCCUGAAGGAAGAGUUCUCCAAAGGUCUCAUUCUUCCCAAGAAAGGAGAAGCCCCAGUUAAACCUGACAAUGUUUCCAUGAUUACCAGUGGAUUCAACAAGAAAGUCAAUAUGGAGCCUAUAGUGUCCCCCCAAACAAAUGCACAAAUCGGUUGCAAAUUAGAUACGAAAACAAUAGAACUGUCUGAAUCCUUCCAAUGCCGAGCUCAGGAAUUCUACGAUGCAAUGACGAGAAUAGAAAUGGUGACAGCAUUUACCCAAGGUCAUGUUAAAAUGGAUGUUGAGAAGGGGGGAAAAUUCUCCCUGUUUGGGGGGAAUGUUUCAGGGGAAUUUAGGGAGUUGGUUCCUGGUAAGAAGAUCUCGCAGUACUGGAGACUGAAGAAGUGGCCUGAACAGCAUUUCUCGGAAGUCACUUUCAAUAUUGAAGAGAAGGAUGACCAUACGUUGGUGACUCUGAAGCAAGACCUGGUGCCGGCAUCGGAGCUUGAUUCAACCCGGGAGAACUGGAAGAGAUAUUACUUUGACAGUAUCAAGCGAGCAUUCGGCUUUGGGGCAUUUCUGUGAUGCUUACUGUUGCGAUUGAUAGUUGAAUUAGGUUCAAUAAUAUUUUUAUUUUAAGUGGUUUUGUUGAAGAACAAACAUCCAGCCCUAACAUGCUUCUUCAGUGUUUUUAAUGUAAAUUUUGUAAUACAACUGUGAUGUAUUAUGUAUGACCUAUGAAUUUUUAUGUACCUAUUAAAUCUACUUAUUUGUAUAAA
Messenger RNA from Pectinophora gossypiella (pink bollworm), 1468 nucleotides. RefSeq names its product activator of 90 kDa heat shock protein ATPase homolog 1-like. The transcript is spliced from 4 exons. Gene Ontology annotation, molecular function: ATPase activator activity; protein-folding chaperone binding. NCBI's taxonomy places the organism in Eukaryota, Metazoa, Arthropoda, Insecta, Lepidoptera, Gelechiidae. Gene Ontology annotation, biological process: protein folding; positive regulation of ATP-dependent activity. Gene Ontology annotation, cellular component: cytosol. Bases 246 to 1274 code for a protein of 342 amino acids. The record is from RefSeq and is a predicted model, not a curated record.